AUGGGUUUCCGUCUCCUCCGUCAGCAUGGCUACGAUGUCACUCCAUCCGUGUUUAAGCACUUUGAGACCAAGGAUGGCAAUUUCUUCUGUUUCCCCAUGGAGACCAACCACGCAUCUGUCACCCCGAUGUACAACACUUACCGUGCUUCGCAGUUCAUGUUCCCUGGUGACGACGACGUCCUGGCACGGGCCGGGCGCUAUUGUCGUGCAUUCCUCCGAGAGAGACAAGCCUCCAACAAACUGCACGACAAGUGGAUCAUUACCAAGGACCUGCCGGGCGAGGUCGAGUACACACUGAACUUUCCCUGGAAAGCAAGUUUGUCACGAAUUGAAACAAGGAUGUAUCUGGAUCAGUACGGAGGCAACACAGAUGUCUGGAUUGCUAAGGUCCUCUACAGAAUGAAUCUUGUGAGCAACGACAUGUACCUUAAAAUGGCAAAAGCUGAUUUCAGAGAAUAUCAAAGACUCUCCCGACUUGAGUGGAAUGGCCUCAGAAAGUGGUAUUUCAGGAACCAUCUGCAGAGGUAUGGUGGGACUCCAAAGAGCGCGCUCACGGCUUACUUCUUAGCUUCAGCAAAUAUCUUUGAACCUAGCCGAGCAGCAGAGCGUCUAGUAUGGGCUCGUGUGGAUGUGCUUGCUGAGGCGGUUACAGCUCACUUUCGACACAUUGGGGGUCCAUGCUAUUCAACAGAGAAUCUUGAAGAACUUAUCAACCUUGUUUCAUUUGACGAUGCUUUUGGCGGUCUUCGUGAAGCUUGGAAGCAGUGGCUCAUGGCAUGGACUGCAAAGGAGAGCCAUGGAUCCGUUGAUGGAGAUACAUCACUGUUGUUCGUUCGCACCAUCGAGAUCGUCUCAGGAAGGAUUGCUUCAACCGAGCAGAAACUGAACCGUUGGGAUUAUUCCCAGCUGGAGCAGCUCACCUCUUCCAUCUGCCACAAGCUUGCCACAAUAGGUCUUGCUCAGAAUGGGGCAAGUAUGGAGAACACAGAGGGCUUACACCGGCAAGUGCAUUUGGAGAUGCAAGAACUAUCUUGGCGUGUUCAUCAGGGUUGCCAUGGCAUCAACAGAGAGACCAGACAGACAUUUCUCAACGUGGUGAAAAGCUUCUAUUACUCGGCUCAUUGCUCACCUGAAACAGUUGAUAGCCACAUCGCAAAGGUCAUAUUCCAGGAUGUGAUUUAG
Molecule: messenger RNA, 1182 nt
Organism: Triticum turgidum subsp. durum (durum wheat)
Lineage: Eukaryota; Viridiplantae; Streptophyta; Magnoliopsida; Poales; Poaceae
Source: the annotation of a GenBank genome assembly